CUGCCAUUGUCCAUUCACCAAACUGAUUUUAACUUCAACCUAUCCUGUUCAGGUAUUGAAAGACAGAUUAACAGAAUGACAUUAAACUCAAGUAGAUCAUCAAGUUGUAGUUCAAGUUCAGAAAUCGAAAUCAUCAAUCAAUCCAAACCAAAACCAUCAAGACUACCAUCCUCACCAUCUUCAACCACUUCAUCACCAAAAUCAAAUCCAACACUCAAUCAACAUUCACAACUCAACACACAAGUUUCAAUCUUGAUUGAAAGUUCUGAUGAUGAACCAAACCAGAUCCCAGUAAGAAGAACAAACAGUACACCAAAUCCAAUCAGAUCAAACCCAAACCCAGAUCCAAACCCACUCAGAUCUCAUUCGAAUCACGAAACAAGUACAAAAGAGAAAGGAAAAUCUAAAGCUAUCGAAUUGAGUGAUACAGAUGAAGAUCGUCUUCAAGAUGAUCCAUUCGAUUAUCAACACGAUGAUUUUGGUCUUCAUAUGAAUCAUCCUAACAACGACGACGAUGACGAAUUACCUGAAGCUGAGCUUUUGUUUAGUCAAGAAACAAACUCUUUCCAACGGCCGGUCUCUCGACCUCUUCAGUCCUUUCAAUCUACUUCUAAUCCAACUCUGAAAGAGAAAACAAAAGAAACGAAAAAAACGAGCUCGAGUGUGAGUUUGGUUAAGAAGAAUACCAAAGCGAAUCAAGAGAUUGAGAAAUUAAAGAAGAAAGAACAAUUACAAAAAGAAAAAGAAGCUAAAAAAUUAGCAAAAGAUCAAGAAAAAGCUGAAGCAAAAGAUUUGAAAGAUGUGAAUAAACUCUUAACACGUCAAGAAGCCAUCACCGAAAUCCGGCUAAAAGUGCCAAGUAGAGUACUACUCCAAACCUCACAUCCGAUCAGCAAAUCCAUCGAUCUCUUCAAAUCACGUAUCCAAACCGAAGAAGGUAACAAGAUGUCAAUGCCUAUCCUAGAUGAAACAGAAAACGAAUCGAUUCAAUGGAUUAGAGUUUGUCAAAAAGAAUGGAACGAAUCUACAAAUCGAUUCGAACCUUGUGAAAGGAAAGAAAUUGUUGAAGAAUGCUUGCUUUUGGUUUGGAAGGCUGAUGAACUUGAUGAUUGGAUUUCUGAUGGGAAUGGUGAACAUUUGAUGAGAGCUAAAUCGAUUCGUGAAGAUAAACCUGAGUAUCAAGUUUGUGAUUAUGAAUGA
Melampsora larici-populina 98AG31 is the source of this 1200-nucleotide messenger RNA. RefSeq lists its product as uncharacterized. The record is from RefSeq and is a predicted model, not a curated record. NCBI's taxonomy places the organism in Eukaryota, Fungi, Basidiomycota, Pucciniomycetes, Pucciniales, Melampsoraceae. The transcript is spliced from 4 exons. Bases 76 to 1200 code for a protein of 374 amino acids.